AUGUUAAAGAUCCUACAAAUAAAUGUUAAUAGAAGUAGUUCUGCUACUGAGAGCGCGCUAGACCUAGCUAUUAAAGUAGACGCCAAAAUCGUCGCAAUCUAUCGCUCACCAGAACUUUACUCAGAUACUACCUACCCUAGAGGACUCCUCCUUAAGGCCUAG
Bipolaris maydis ATCC 48331 is the source of this 162-nucleotide messenger RNA. Lineage: Eukaryota; Fungi; Ascomycota; Dothideomycetes; Pleosporales; Pleosporaceae. The record is from RefSeq and is a predicted model, not a curated record.